AUGUUCCGCCACUUUCAGAUGCCCCCGCCUCCCAAUGGGAACACCGCCCAGUCCGAUGCCGCCGGGAGGCCCAAGGACCGUACCCGCCGGGCAUGCGAGCGAUGUCGCCAGAUGAAAAUCAAGUGCGAUGGUGCCACCACCUGCAACCAUUGCCGCACCUCUUUCAAUGACUGCGUCUAUCCGGAACCACGUCGCAAACGAAAAGCUUCCCCGCAUUUCGACCGUCUGCAGGAGUUGGAGAAGAGGGUUAAGGCUAUGGAGGAGUCCUAUCAAACCAUUUCUGCCGUCAAAGACUCGCCUCCGUCCGACAAGUCCUCCACUCAACCCCAUCCCUUGUCGGCAACCGGCGCCAACGAUCCCGAUACCGACCCAACAGAUCCCCGGGCUCAGGCGCGGCCAAGCCAAGGUGAAGCCCGAUUUGGUGUCUCCUCAGCCGACCGAGCCUUUAUUGAGCGUCUCAAGGCCGAGUUGGGAGACUGGCCCGGGGCCGAUUUCGACAGUCGGCUACGCAUCAGGGAGAAACCAGGCGUCAAGCUGUUCCAGUCGGCCAACCCAGCGCCCCGGGUUGUCGCUCUGCCACCGCGCGAACGGGCGGAGCAUUUGAUCAACAUCGCUUUGGACGCCAGCGUGCUCUACCAUGUGGUGCACCGACCAACGUUUGACUCGGCCUUUGAAUUGCUCUACAGUUUGGAUCGGAGCGACUACGGGGAGGGGGAAAUGAGGCAUAUCCCGCUGGUCUACGCCCUCAUGGCCUUGGGUUGUCUAUUCGAGCGGGUAGCCGAUGGCUCGUCGGAGAGCGGAGAUGACAUGACCGCGGAGAGGACAAAUUACUUUGCGACGUGCCGUGAUCUAGUGGACUUGCAUGACUGCAGCGACAUAGUGACCCUACAAGCCAUCUUUUACAUGAACCUUUUUAUCCUGAGCACAGAGAGACUCUCGCCAUGUUACACGUGCCUUUCCCACGCCUUUUCCUUGGCCGUUCGCAUGAACUUACAGCUACCAAAUUCGAGGGACAGCCUCAUUGUCGCGGAAAUCAAGCGACGGCUUUUCUGGUCUCUGCGACAGCUUUUGAUGGUUGUCGCGUCGAUGUGUGGCUAUCCGCAGCCAAUUCGUAGCACCGAGGUUGACAUUGAACUGCCUCUGGAUCUGGACGAUAACGACCUCAAGUCGACCAGAAUAUCACAGUCUUUGCAGGACCCUGCCUUGAUCCGGAGUAUGUCCGGGUCUGUGGCUCUUUUAAAGCUACAUAAUAUCCUCGAUCGGAUUGUGCAUGAGCUGUAUCCAUCGGGGGGCGUCCGGCGAAAAACUAAUAGUGGGUCGAUGAGCCACCUGGUUAGCAACGAAAUCGUUACGCAGCUCGAAGGUGAGCUACAGAAGUGGGCUGCAUCGCUACCGCUGGGCUAUAAACUGGGGAGAAGCCGAUAUGCCCCUCACUUGGAAAAGGCCAAGUAUGAGCUGUGGAUGACAUACUCCCACGUCCAGAUUCUGCUCUAUCGGCCGUUCCUACACUACUUUGUCGACAGCACUGAAGGUAACGGACACGCCGAGCAUGGAUUCCAUAAAUAUGCCUCGGCGUGCGUUGAUGCCAGUCGCAAUCUCAUCCAUCUGACGGAGGACAUGUACCGGGAUGGGCUGCUCUAUGGUGCGCACUGGCGCAUUGCCUACAUGGUUUGCACGGCCGGGUUGUCACUAGUAUACGUGGUGGUUGGCUCCAAGAGCCCCGACACUGUCAAGGCGCUGAAGAUCGACCUAAACACGGCCAAGCGCAUGUUGAUGUGCCUCACCCCUUACAGCUCCCAUUCCCGCCGCCUUCACGUGGCAUUGACGGUCCUGACAGCUACAUUUACCAAAUCGGAUCACGGCUCGCAAUCUCAAAGUCCGAAUGAUACGGUCGAGGUGGGCUCAGAAAGACCCAGUGAGCCGUAUACCGGCGGACUGGCGGAGCACGCCUUUGACGCUUCCGCCCAGAGGAACCAGAAAUACAUCGGCCCUGUCAUGGAAGAGACAGUUGCGCCCGAUCCGAAUGUAUACCCGCGCGGCAUGGAGACGCAUACUUCGCAGGCCACCGCGACGGAGACCUUUCCCCUUGUUCCUGUUUCCCAACCCCCCAUGACCCAUUUGGAUUCGACCCCGGUAGCGUCAGGGUAUGCGGUUCCUUCGCUCCCCGCCAGUGUGCCGGGUGCAACCAUGGCAACGCCGGCGCCCGAGAACGCCACCCCCCAAUCAGCUGAACGCGUGAUGGAGGCCCUGUCCGGGGGGGCUCCCACUUAUGGACCGGAGCCAGGACUCUCGGACCAGACGUACUACCUGGAGGCACGGCCCUUUAAUCUGCAGCGACCCACGGAGGGCGAGGACUACCUGUUUGGGCGCGAGUUUGGGGAUUUUGACGGGAUGACGGGAGAUUUACUGAGCUUCGACUAUCUUUUUUAG
Aspergillus sclerotioniger CBS 115572 is the source of this 2430-nucleotide messenger RNA. RefSeq names its product Zn(II)2Cys6 transcription factor. The coding region runs from base 1 to 2430 and encodes 809 amino acids. The transcript has 5 exons. Gene Ontology annotation, cellular component: nucleus. The record is from RefSeq and is a predicted model, not a curated record. Gene Ontology annotation, molecular function: sequence-specific DNA binding; zinc ion binding; DNA-binding transcription factor activity, RNA polymerase II-specific. Lineage: Eukaryota; Fungi; Ascomycota; Eurotiomycetes; Eurotiales; Aspergillaceae. Gene Ontology annotation, biological process: DNA-templated transcription; positive regulation of transcription by RNA polymerase II.